Molecule: messenger RNA, 851 nt
Organism: Hermetia illucens (black soldier fly)
Lineage: Eukaryota; Metazoa; Arthropoda; Insecta; Diptera; Stratiomyidae
Product: heat shock protein 27-like
Exons: 1
Coding region: 115-648 (177 amino acids)
Biological process (GO): response to heat; protein refolding
Molecular function (GO): protein folding chaperone
Source: RefSeq, a predicted model, not a curated record
AGCGACGCAGCACAGAGUCACGAAAACAGUUGGAAGCUAGUGCGAGUACGCGAAGUACGGAUUUAAGUGAUAAUUAAAAGUUUGUUCUUGUCAGUGAAUUUUAACUAAGUGAAGAUGUCUCUAAUUCCACUAUUGUUCGAAAUGGACCCGUGGGAGAUGCGGCGAACUCGUCGUAACGACUGGGAUCUGUUCGGCCUAGGAAUCACUCCUCGGGAAAUUCGCGAAUUGAUGGCUGUUCCACGGUUCCCAUUGGAGGCUGCAAGACGAGCUGCGAGUAGUGAUCUUCAACCAGCGAUAAUUGGAAAAGACGGGUUCCAAGUUUGUGUGGAUGUCCAGCAAUUCCGUCCGAACGAGAUCACCGUUAAAACUGUUGAUAACAUGGUGGUAGUGGAAGGAAAGCACGAGGAGCGCCAAGACGAACAUGGCUACAUUUCCCGACACUUUGUUCGAAAAUAUGCUCUACCCAAAGGAUAUGAUCCAAAGGAAGUGGUCUCAGCGCUGUCUUCAGACGGAGUGCUAACGAUCAAGGCUCCGAAACCAUCUGAGGAACAGAAGGCAAAUGAGCGCAUUGUCCAGAUUCAGCAAACUGGGCCAGCUCAUCUUCACGUCAAGGAAAAUGCUUCGGAAGAGGAGAAAAAUGAAAAGUAGAUUUUCAUGCCGACUCUAAUCCCUGGCGGAUUUUUCUAUUAACGCAACACUUACAUUCAUUGAAAUUUUAGUCAUUAUUUGUUAAGACAUUACCUUCGUCACCAAAAAUGUUUCGACAUAAAUUCUCAUUCCUUCUACUUUAAACGUGUACUUUAGUAUUUGUAUUGCCCUUAAAAAGGAAAUAAAAGUAUAAACGCUAUAAA